AUCAACACUCUUUCUGACUCAAUAACUUGUUCUUGACUUCUUGUUCUUUUCUUUCUUUCUUUCUUCCUCCUCUUGUGCGGCAAGUAUAGACAUCAGACUUUCGCAAUAGACUUAGAAAGCCGCAUAGACCGUCAUCAUGGCAUCCUCCGAGUACCCCGCAUCCACCCACACUCCCCGCUAUUUAACCGGAGACGCCGCCGGCAUCCGCGAGUUCCUGGACAAGUUCGAUGUGUUCUUGUUCGACUGUGAUGGCGUCCUCUGGUCUGGGGAUCACCUUUUUCCUGGUACCAACGAGACAUUGGACCUGUUGAGAAGCAAAGGCAAACAAGUCGUCUUCGUGACGAACAACAGCACGAAAUCGCGCGCCGACUACGUGAAGAAGCUCGAAGGGCUAGGCAUUCCCAGCUCCGCAGAAGAAGUCUUCUCCUCCUCCUACAGCGCCUCAAUCUACAUCUCGCGCAUCCUAACCCUCCCGCCAAACAAACGCAAAGUCUUCAUAAUCGGCGAAACAGGCAUCGAGCAAGAACUCCGCGCAGAGAACAUCCCCUUCCUCGGCGGCACGGACCCAGCCUACCAACGCCUCAUCACACCAGACGACUACAAGCGCAUCGCGGCCGGCGACGAAAGUCUUCUCGACCCCGAGGUAGGCGUGGUGCUAGUGGGCCUGGACUUCCACAUCAACUACCUGAAGCUGGCCCUGGCGUACCACUACAUCCGGCGCGGCGCGGUGUUCCUAGCCACGAACAUCGAUUCGACGCUGCCGAACGCCGGGACCUUAUUCCCCGGUGCCGGGUCGAUGAGUGCCCCGCUAUCUAUGAUGCUAGGCGGGCAGAUGCCGGUGUCGUUGGGGAAGCCGAAUCAGGCGAUGAUGGAGGCGAUUGAGGGGCGGUUUCGGUUUGAUCGGGCCCGCGCUUGUAUGGUGGGUGAUCGCGCGAAUACGGAUAUUAGGUUUGGGAUUGAGGGGAGGUUGGGCGGGACGUUGGGGGUUUUAACUGGUGUUAGUUCUAGGGAGGAAUUUGUGGAGGGCGAGGUUAGGCCUGCGGCUUUUGUGGAUCGGUUGGCGGAUUUGCUUGGUUGUGAAUAGGUGUAUGGUUGGUUGGUCGGG
This is a messenger RNA of Aspergillus homomorphus CBS 101889, 1105 nucleotides long. Its product is annotated as 4-nitrophenylphosphatase. Gene Ontology annotation, molecular function: phosphoglycolate phosphatase activity; alkaline phosphatase activity. NCBI's taxonomy places the organism in Eukaryota, Fungi, Ascomycota, Eurotiomycetes, Eurotiales, Aspergillaceae. The record is from RefSeq and is a predicted model, not a curated record. Bases 137 to 1084 code for a protein of 315 amino acids. The transcript is spliced from 5 exons.